Wyeomyia smithii (pitcher-plant mosquito) is the source of this 5307-nucleotide messenger RNA. RefSeq lists its product as uncharacterized. The transcript has a single exon. Gene Ontology annotation, molecular function: nucleic acid binding; zinc ion binding. Gene Ontology annotation, biological process: DNA integration. The record is from RefSeq and is a predicted model, not a curated record. The coding region runs from base 1 to 5307 and encodes 1768 amino acids. NCBI's taxonomy places the organism in Eukaryota, Metazoa, Arthropoda, Insecta, Diptera, Culicidae.
AUGCCUUCGACCGCUUCGUCAGCAGCUGCGAAAAAGACAACAUCAAUGAAGUCUUUACAAACAAAACUCCGAGGCUUGCAAACAUCACUUUCCAACAUUGCUAAAUUCAUCCAAGCGAUGGAUGCAAACACUAAGACCAGUCAGGUAACAGUUCGUCUUGGGCGUUUAGAUGAUCUUUGGGAAAAAAUCGGCGACGUCAUCAACGAGAUAGAGUCUCACGAGGAAUAUGAAGCAGAAGAAGAUUCACUUACCAAAGAGAGGAUACUCUUCGAAGAUCGGUAUUAUGAGAUGAAGGCAUCUUUGAUAGAUCGGAUCAAGGAGCGUCGAGAACCUGGUACAUCGGAACAGACCAUUCGGGGAGCUGAACCCACACUGGUGUCAUCGGGAGAGCAUGUACGGCUACCGCAAAUAAAAUUGCAGAGCUUUGAUGGCGAUAUUGACGAAUGGCUCAGCUUCAGAGACCUUUUCACGUCACUCAUACAUUGGAAAGCUGAUUUAUCGGAAGUGGAAAAGCUACACUAUCUCAAGGGAUGUCUCGAGGGAGAAGCCAAGGCAUUAAUUGAUCCAUUGAAGCUAACUAAGGGAAACUACACUAUCGCUUGGGAAACGCUACUCAAGCGAUAUAACAACAGUAAACUGCUUAAACGGAGGCAAGUGCAAGCUUUCUUUAAGCUGCCGGUUAUAUCAAAAGAGUCGUCAUCGGAACUCCAUAAGCUGCUGGAAGGGUUUGAUAGAGUCACUCAAACCUUGGAUCAAGUCAUUGAACCUGGUGACUACAAGGAUCUUUUGCUAAUUGAGAUUCUCAGCUCGAGGCUGGAUACCUACACCCGGAGGGGAUGGGAGGAACUGUCCUCUACUAAAGAAAAGGACACUCUCAAGGAUUUAACAGAAUUUCUUCACCGUAGAAUACGGAUAUUAGAAGCGAUACCCACUAAAAACACUGAUCCAAAACCAGUAGUAAUACCAGCGCCGAAGAAAAGGCCGUUUACCAUACGGGCCAGUCACAAUGCGAUACAAUCGUCAACUCCGAAAUGCUUUGCAUGCUCGGAUAGUCAUUGGUUACAUUUGUGUCCGACGUUUCAGCGUAUGGCAGCGGCUGGCCGGGAAACAUUAUUGCGCACACACUCGCUGUGCAGAAAUUGCUUCAGAAAGGGUCACCAGGCAAAGGAUUGUUCGUCUAAAUUUUCGUGCAAAAGAUGCAAUGGUCGGCAUCACACAAUGGUUUGUUUUAAGACGGAAGCAGAUAGCAGUAAUAAAUCUUCUCAGGUGGGAGAGACAUCGGCCACCCAGCAAAGCAAGGAAGCGGCGCUGACUGAAAUGAAACCGAAUACAAGGGUCGGUAAUGUCGCUGCUGUGAAGGUAACAGCCAAUGUUGCACAGCAGCGUGAUUCAAGGGUACUUUUAGCUACUGCGGUAAUUAUCAUCGAGGAUGAUCAUGGUGUGCGGCAUACAGCGCGCGCCCUUUUAGAUUCAGGAUCAGAAUGCAAUUUUGUUUCGGAAAGAUUGUGCAAACAAAUGCACGUUGCCAAGGAAAGGGUAGAAAUCUCUGUCGUUGGAAUUGGUGCAGCUUCCGUUAGGGUGAAGCAUACGAUCCGCGUGAACAUCAGAUCGCGAAACUCAACAUUUACCGAGGUUAUGGAUUUCUUAGUAUUACCAAAAUUGACAUCAAAAUUGCCUACUGCAACGGUGCAGACUAUGGGAUGGGUUAUACCACAAGAGAUCGAACUAGCGGACCCGUCAUUCUUCGUUUCGAAUAGUGUGGACAUCAUACUUGGCAUCCAAUCGUUCUUCGGUUUCUUUCGGACUGGCAAGGCAAUGUCAUUAGGAGAGGGACUACCACGGUUAACAGAAUCCGUUUUUGGUUGGAUAGUAUCCGGAGAGGCUGCAACACUGACUAAUUCGACGCAGAUCACCUGCAAUAUCGCGAUAUCUGACAAACUGGAGGAGAUGAUGGAAAGGUUUUGGUCCUGCGAGGAAGUAGGAGAUACCCAUAAUUAUUCCCCUGAAGAAAGUCGUUGUGAGGAGCAUUUUAGUACCACUGUCCACCGAGGGUCGGAUGGACGAUAUACGGUUUCACUUCCAAAAAACGAAGACAUUUUGGCACGGUUGGGAGAAUCUAAGGACAUUGCGCUUAAACGUUUUAUCGGAUUAGAACGGCGAUUAUCUCGGGAUGAAAACUUACGGAAACAAUACCACGAAUUUAUCUCAGAAUAUUUGGAACUUGAUCACAUGCGUAAAAUUGUUGAUGACGGCACACCCGGAAUUAAAAGAUGUUUUCUGCCUCACCACCCAGUUGUGAAGGAGGAGAGCACCACUACGAAGCUUCGUGUGGUGUUUGAUGCGUCCUGCAGGACUUCUACAGGGAUUUCUGUGAAUGAGGCUCUACUAGUGGGUCCGGUUAUUCAGCAGGAUCUACGAUCAAUUGUUCUUCGUUGCAGAAUGCGUCAAAUCAUGCUCGUUUCGGACGUCGAAAAAAUGUUUCGGCAAAUAAGAAUAAACCCAGCUGAUGCUCCUCUCCAAAGUAUUUUAUGGCGGUUCAGAGAGGAAGAUGAGGUGGAAACGUAUGAGUUAAAGACAGUUACAUACGGUACGAAACCGGCACCGUUUUUAGCAACGCGAACACUUAAGCAGCUAGCGAUAGAUGAAGCGGAGCGUUAUCCUCUGGCAGCAAACGUUAUUGAAAACGAUGUCUACAUGGACGAUGUGAUUACAGGCGCCGAUGAUGUCGAAACAGCUACAAGGCUGCGAUUGCAACUGGAUGCAAUGCUGGAAAGUGGAGGAUUCCGAUUGAGGAAAUGGGCAUCGAACUGUGUAGCAGUAUUGAAGGAUAUUCCGAAAAACAAUUUGGCGCUCUCAGAGGCAAAUGGCAUCAGCUGGGAGCAGGAUUCUGCAGUUAAGGCUUUAGGUUUAACUUGGUUACCAAAAUCAGACACGUUAAGGUUUAGUUUCGUCAUUCCCGAGCUGGCGCCAGAUCAAACACUAACCAAAAGGAAGGUCCUUUCGAUUAUUGCAUCGUUGUUUGACCCUUUGGGUCUCCUAGGAGCCACGAUUACGAAGGCUAAAAUUUUCAUGCAACGUUUAUGGAGUGCGAAAAAUACGGAUGGGUGUGCAUUGGAGUGGGACUCGCCUCUAACCGAGACUCUUGAGGCAGAUUGGCGGAUUUACCAUCAGCAGUUGGCCUUGUUAAAUGAGUUGCGCAUUCCGAGAUGCGUAAUUGCAUCCGCAGCAGCAUCAGUUCAUAUUCACUGUUUUUCUGAUGCGUCUGAACGAGCAUACGGUGGAUGUGUGUACGUAAGAUCUAUGGAUGCAAACCAGUUGGUCACAGUUAAGCUUCUUACUGCUAAAUCUAAGGUAGCUCCAUUAAAAACUCAAAGCCUACCGCGACUCGAAUUAUGUGGCGCUAGACUAGUUGCGGAAUUAUGGGAAAAGGUGACGGAGUCAAUCGGACCAGAUUAUGAAGUGCAUUUUUGGACGGAUUCCACUUGUGUUCUACGGUGGAUCCAAGCUUCCCCAGGAACCUGGGUUACGUACAUAGCAAAUCGCGUAUCUAAAAUCCAAGCCAUAACAGAGGAGCACACUUGGCAUCAUGUACCAGGUUUGAGCAACCCGGCUGACUUAAUUUCGCGUGGAGUAACGCCAGAAGUAUUAAUUGAAAACAGUUUGUGGUGGGAGGGACCAGAUUGGUUAAAACAAGAAAAAGACCAAUGGCCCCAAGGACAGGAAAAUCUUUCGGAAGGAGCGCUAGAAGGAAGACGAAUUGCAGCUGCUGUGGUGGCAGUCAACGAGAAUGGGUUUAUGCAUGAGUACAUUGCUAGAUUUUCAUCAUACACCAGGUUAUUGCGAGUAACUGCUUACUGCUUGCGAUUAAAGGCAAGGGCAAUGCCAAGGGAAAAUGGAUGUUUCAUAACAACAGCGGAAUUAAGAGAAGCAGAGUUUGCCAUUAUUCGGAGGGUCCAACAGGACGCGUUCUCCGAGGAUUUAAAACGACUAAGAAAAGGCGAGGCUGUUUCACGUCAUUCUUUACUAAGAUGGUUUAAUCCAAAGAUAGCGGAAAACGGUAUACUACGGAUAGGUGGGCGGUUAGAACAUUCUCAAGAGCCGGCAGAUGCUAAACAUCCGAUGGUUUUACCGGCGAAGCAUGUGCUGACAGAACUUAUACUAUUGCAUUAUCACCAAAAUUUGAUGCACGCAGGCCUUCAGUUGUUACUAGCUACUGUGAGGCAACGGUUUUGGCCGUUGGGUGGUCGGAACUUGGCCAGGAAAAUCAUUCAUCGGUGUCAACGCUGCUUCCGAGCAAAACCGAAACUUUUCAGACAACAAAUGGGCGAACUACCAGCAGCGCGAGUAACAAUAUCAAGACCAUUUGCGAAAUGUGGAGUGGAUUACUUCGGCCCAGUUUACGUUCGAGCGGGCAGGCGACAAACCGCGAUAAAGACUUACGUGUCAAUUUUUGUGUGCAUGAGCACUAAGGCUGUGCAUAUGGAGCAUGUGACGGACCUUUCAACAGAACGGUUUCUGCAAGCGUUACGCAGAUUUUUUGCCAGGAGGGGUAGAUCGUCAGACAUAUAUUCGGAUAAUGGGACUAAUUUUGUCGGCGCUAGGAAUCAACUGAGAGAGCUAUUUGCUUUGUUAAAAGACCCCCAACAUCAACAAGCGGUUGCCAGAGAGUGCUCAGCAAACGGCAUUCAUUGGCAUUUUAACCCCCCAGGGGCACCGCACUUCGGAGGCCUCUGGGAGGCGGCUGUUCGUUCAGCGAAGUACCACUUGUUACGUGUUAUAGGUGGGAACCCAGUGUCAACGGAGGAUUUUAUCACGUUGUUGACGCAAGUAGAGGCAUGUCUGAACUCCAGGCCCCUAACUCCAAUAUCGGAUGAUCCGACGGAUUUGGAACCAUUGACUCCAGCGCAUUUUUUAUCGGGCGGAUCACUUCAAGCCAUUCCUGAACCCGACUAUAGUGCUGUGCCAUUGAAUCGUUUGAAUCAGUAUCAAUUGGUCCAGCGUCAGUUGCAAGACUUUUGGAAACGCUGGAAAUCGGAAUAUUUGGUGCAGCUUCAAAGCAGGACGAAAAAUUGGGAGCGGCCGGUAAAGGUGGAAAUCGGUCGGCUGGUUGUUGUUAUGGACGCAAAUCAACCUCCAAUGCGAUGGAAGCUGGGACGAAUCAGUCAGCUGCACCCUGGCACGGAUGAAGUGGUUCGAGUGGUCACUGUUAAAACGGCUACAGGAUCUUUUACUCGACCAGUGGAGAAACUGUGCUUCCUGCCGCAGGUUGAAGAUGCGACGGGAACAGAUCAAGAGUCAUGCCAGUAA